Lathyrus oleraceus (garden pea) is the source of this 2240-nucleotide messenger RNA. RefSeq names its product protein DETOXIFICATION 44, chloroplastic. NCBI's taxonomy places the organism in Eukaryota, Viridiplantae, Streptophyta, Magnoliopsida, Fabales, Fabaceae. The record is from RefSeq and is a predicted model, not a curated record. Gene Ontology annotation, biological process: transmembrane transport. The coding region runs from base 124 to 1755 and encodes 543 amino acids. Gene Ontology annotation, molecular function: antiporter activity; xenobiotic transmembrane transporter activity. The transcript has 13 exons. Gene Ontology annotation, cellular component: membrane.
UACACGUAUUAGUUGAAAUUCAAAAGAAAUAAAUAAAUAAGAAAGCAAAUAUACGGUUAUGGUUUGUUUGGCUCUGCUCUGUCAAAUUGUCACUCUAACUUAGAUAUUCAUUCUUCUCAUGUCAUGCUCCCUCUCAAAUUAAAAAUGGCGUCUUCUUCUUCUCCAUGUUUUCUUUGCAAUUGCAUUCCCUCUUUCAAAUCCCCAACACCAUUGAAAUCUCCAACAACACUAACCAUAACCCUUCCUCCUCCUCAUCUUCGACUUCGUGUUUCACUCAGAGCUUCUCCUCACAACAAGAAUCCCAUCACUGAUGAUGAUGACUCUGUUGAUACUCUACCACCUAAUUCCCCUUCUCUACUUCCUCAGUUCAGAAAUGGUUGGUUUAAAUUUGAUGAACUUGGAAUGGAAAUGCUGUCCAUUGCUCUGCCUGCUGCCGUUGCACUGGCAGCUGACCCGAUUGCAUCGUUGAUCGACACAGCUUUCGUCGGACACAUAGGAGCUGUUGAACUCGCUGCAGUUGGGGUUUCAGCUUCUGUGUUUAAUCUAGUGUCGAAAGUAUUCAAUGUUCCUCUACUUAAUAUUACUACCUCCUUUGUUGCCGAGGAGCAAGCGCUGAUUGGAAAGGAGGAAGAUUCUGGUGGAACUGAGGAAAAUGGCAUUUUCCAACGCAAGAAGCUCCUUUCAUCAGUAUCUACAUCUUUAGCACUUGCUGCAGCUCUUGGAAUUGCUGAAACUGUAGCACUCUCACUUGGCUCUGGCACUCUUAUGACUAUCAUGGGUAUAGCUGCUGACUCUCCGAUGCGUGGACCUGCCGAGCAUUUUCUUACAUUGAGGGCUUUUGGUGCUCUACCAAUUGUGAUUGCAUUAGCUGCACAAGGAACUUUUCGUGGAUUUAAGGAUACAAAGACGCCUCUAUAUGCCGUUGGUGCUGGAAACUUUCUUAAUGUCAUACUGGAUCCAAUAUUAAUAUUUCUUUGUGGUCUUGGCAUUAGUGGUGCUGCAAUUGCUACAGUGAUCUCUGAAUAUUUAAUAGCUUUCAUUCUUCUAUGGAAUUUGAAUUGCAAAGUCCUGCUAAUCCCUUUUGACUUCGACGGAACAAAAUUUUUCAGCUAUCUGAAAUCUGGUGGUCUUCUAAUUGCCAGAACUUUGGCUGUGUUUAUAACUAUGACACUCACAACAUCUUUGGCAGCUAAGCAGGGCCCUAUACCUAUGGCAGGCCAUGAAAUUUGCAUGCAAGUUUGGCUGUCUAUUUCUUUGCUCACCGAUGCUCUGGCACUGGCUGGUCAGGCUCUUCUUGCCAGUAGUUACUCAAUGGGAAAUUACAAGCAAGCACGCCUCGUCAUAUAUAGAGUGAUACAGAUUGGUUUAGGAGCUGGAAUCACUUUGUCGAUGAUCUUAUUUGUUGGGUUUGGAGCAUUUUGUACCUUAUUUAGCUCGGACUCAGAAGUUCUAGAUGUUACCCGGUCAGGUAUAUGGUUCGUAGCUGGAUCUCAACCAGUGAAUGCUUUGGCAUUUGUUAUUGAUGGGAUUUAUUAUGGGGUAUCAGACUUUGAAUAUGCUGCUUACUCUAUGGUGCUGGUUGGAUUAAUUUCUUCAAUUUUCAUGCUGGUGGCCGCUCCAGUAGUUGGACUUCCUGGAAUCUGGUCAGGAUUGUUUCUCUUCAUGACAUUGCGUGUUCUAGCUGGAGUUUGGAGAUUAAGCAGCAAAAGCGGCCCAUGGAAUGUGAUAUGGUAUAAAGAUGGAGGAGAAGACUGAUUUUCAAGAGAUCCAAUACGAGGAUACUUGCUUUGCAUCCUCUCCUGCUAAAUCCUUGCACUCAAAGAGAAUCCAGUAGCAGUACUGGACUAAUAUUUUAUUAGAAUGUGGCAGAAAUUGCUGAAAAUCAAAUGCCAAAGUCUUUCUGGAACGAGAGAGUUUGAAUGGCUAAAUGAGCACAGUGAUGGAGAAAAUCGUUUAAUGAAGGAAGCUGUACCAUAGAAGUCAAAUCUUAUAACUUUCUGGCAUUUUGCAAUUUUCAUUGCUGAAGGAAGCUGCAUCUUAGAGCUAGGUGUCGGUAAUGGCAUGUGCUCUGUAAUUUCUUCUAUAUCUUAUAUAAAUAUAAAGUCUUUCUAGGAAAAAAUAGGUUAGAGGGUCUUAGUUUCUUUCUUUAGGAAAUAUAUUUUUAAUAAAUAUGAAUGUGUUGCCUUGGUUCAUGAAGGUUUCUGUAAAUAAAUAUCUAAAUAUAUUAAUUUCUUCACAAA